Messenger RNA from Wyeomyia smithii (pitcher-plant mosquito), 1138 nucleotides. RefSeq names its product thioredoxin-like protein 1 (gene Txl). The record is from RefSeq and is a predicted model, not a curated record. The transcript has 5 exons. Bases 65 to 1030 code for a protein of 321 amino acids. NCBI's taxonomy places the organism in Eukaryota, Metazoa, Arthropoda, Insecta, Diptera, Culicidae.
ACAAUGAAACAUUCUUUUUAAAAUCUGGCAACCAUGUAUUCUUUAACCGUUGAUUUGACAGCUAAUGUCUCCGUCAGUCAAAAAUCUCUCGUCAUUGUUGUUCUGCUCGAUUCUGCUUUUGAACGUAACGCAAAGUUCGCUUAUUAAAUCGAAAAAGGAAACCUCAACUAUGGCCGUUAGAGCAAUCAACGAUGAAGCUCACUUCCAAGCGGAACUAUCUGCAGCGGGUGGAAAAUUGGUUGUUGUGGAUUUCACCGCCACUUGGUGCGGUCCCUGCAGAAAUAUUGCACCACUUUUCGAACAACUGCCAGCUAAAUAUCCGAAAGCAGUAUUCCUCAAAGUGGAUGUAGAUAAAUGUGCCGAAACCGCUUCCUCUCAAGGUGUGUCGGCAAUGCCGACCUUUAUUUUCUACCGUGCUAGGACGAAAAUUGACCGCAUGCAAGGAGCAGACAUUAACGGACUGGAAGCCAAAAUCCAGAAACAUUACGAAGCCAGUGUGGACGAAUCCGGUGAAGACUAUGGCCAUGGAAUGCUGGAUUUGAUUACUUUUAUUCAAAAGAACCAAUGCGAGUGUCUGAAUGAAUCGGAUGAUCAUCCGUUGGCAAACGCUUUUAGUUCCAAUGGGGGGCAUUUGGCGUCCGACUGUGACGAACAGCUGAUAAUUUCGAUCACUUUCAAUCAGGUUGUUAAGAUCAGUUCGAUCAAGUUGAAGGCUCCGCCAUCGCAUGGACCGAAAAACAUUAAGAUUUUCAUUAAUCAGCCCCGAACAAUUGACUUCGAUAUGGCCGAAUCACAAAUUUCGGUGCAAGAUCUGACGAUAGACAAGAAGGAUCUGGAGUCUGGUUCACCGAUUCCACUGCGUUUCGUCAAGUUCCAAAACGUGCAGAAUAUUCAACUGUUCGUGAAAGACAAUCAGUCGGGCGAUGAGACGACCAUUAUCGAUCAUCUGGCUUUUAUAGGAUCACCAAUUCAAACAACUAAGAUGGAUGAUUUUCAGCGAGUGGCUGGCAAAAAGGGCGAGAGUCACUGAGGGUUUGAAUCGAUGCACUGCAGCGGGCAUUUGGUUGGCGAGAAAAGUUUUUUUUUGUUUUGAUUUGAGUAAAGUCGUUUUCAUUUUAUAAAUUAUUCAAUAAAUCCU